Molecule: messenger RNA, 2017 nt
Organism: Panicum hallii
Lineage: Eukaryota; Viridiplantae; Streptophyta; Magnoliopsida; Poales; Poaceae
Product: E3 ubiquitin-protein ligase RING1-like
Exons: 2
Coding region: 104-1252 (382 amino acids)
Biological process (GO): protein ubiquitination
Source: RefSeq, a predicted model, not a curated record
CACAGGUCACCCUUCCACCACAUCACCACGCUAAAAUCCCACAUCCACACGCGAGUUGGACACAACCGCAGCCCAGCGUCUCUCACGGUUGAGGCAAUUAGCCAUGCCGCCGCCGGAGGAGGAGGAGAAGCCGCUGCCUCGGCCGAAGCCGCCCAAGCCCAAGGCGGGGCCGGAGCCGAGGCCGAAGCCGCCGCGGCCGCUGCCUCAGCGGGACGGGACGCCCGGCGGCGUUCCCUUCCUGCCGCACCCUUUCGCCUGCGCCAAUAACUGCUCCGACUCGUGCGCCUUCUACCGCCUCUGCCCGCCGCCGCCGCCGGCGUCCCCUGCCGCCACUGUGCACCUUAGCUCGAGCCGGCUGCCGACGCCGCUCAUCGCGCUCUCGGCGUCCCUGCUCGCAGUCUCCGCAGUGCUCCUCCUCGCGCUGCUCGUCCACCGCCUCGUGCGGCGGCGGCGGCGGCGGGCGCGGAACGCGGCGCCGGGGCUGGACCAGGACGAGGAGGAGGGCGGCCAGGUGCUGGCUGGCGCGGUGGCGGAGGGGGCGGGCGACGGGGAGGAGGAGGCCGACGGCGCUGGGGUGCACCACGUGUGGUACAUACGGACCAAGGGGCUCGACGAGCGCGCCAUCGCGGCGAUCGCCGCGGUGGUCUACGACGCCAAGAAGCGCGGCGCCGGCGCGCUCGACGGCGGCGACGGCAGCUGCGCGGUGUGCCUCGCGGAGUUCCGGGACGGCGAGACGCUGCGCCUGCUGCCGCGGUGCGGCCACGCGUUCCACCGCGGGUGCAUCGACACCUGGCUCCGCGCCCACGUCAACUGCCCGCUCUGCCGCGCUCCCGUCCAGGUCGCCGGCGCCGCGGCCGCCAACACCGCGCCGGGCGCGGCCGCGGCCACGGCCACUCCAGGCGGUGAGCCGGAGCCAGAUCUUGGAGCCACCGGUGCCCCUCGGCGGGCAGAGGACGCCGAGCGCGGCGGCGUGCCGGACCGCGCCGUCAGGCGGGCCGCGUCCAUGGUGGCGCUGCCGCGGCGGGCGUGGCCGGACGUCUCGUUCCGGGCGCCGGCGUCGAACAGCGGGAGGGAGGAGGAUUUGACGGGGCUCGGCAAGAUCAUGAGGCUUCUGAAAUUCUCAGACUCGCUGGAGAUGGCUCGCGUCGGGGCAGGGAGGUCGGCGUCGUUCGGCGCCGGGAGCUGCCAGCGCUUGCCGACAAGGUCCGGGCCCUCGGCCGCCGGCGUCAGCUCCGGUGAGAUCGCACAGUGAACCGGUUGACACCGACGACGGCGACGACAAACUGAUCGGAUAAAAGUUGCAGCUUUGGAGCUUGGAGGGGUGAAAUUGGGGUUGGUUUGCGAAGUUUUGUGUGUCACAGGGGAAGAUUCAAGUGCAGGCACCACAUCAAGAUAAAAGUGUACAAUAUGGAAGCAGGUGAAUAGCUUGUCGAUCAUGCCAACCAGGGAAUUGUUCUGCUCCAAAUUCUAAUCCAGAAUGAAUUGGAUGCUCUCCGAACCCUGUUCACCAAAAGGAAACGAAACCCAAGCAUUGUGAAUGCACCUGGUGAAGCCUUAUUGGAUUUGCCUGCCCAGCAGGGUUCUCAAGGAAGCUCUAGCUGACAAGCCACCACAACUACCCUGGCAGGCCAUGUCUCUGUCAGGGUACUAACACCGCGUUGAAACGAUGCUUCCGUUUGCAACGCUAAUGGUGUGAGGUUAAAGUAGGCAGGGUUGGCGUAGCUCAGUCACCUCUGAAGGCAGUGUGCAUCGAUUGUUUGGACCGGACGGUUGUUGCAGGUCGUUGUGGGUCAUCAAGUGAGAUGUGGAAGUUGCAGUGUGUGUCUCUGCUGUUGGCUGUGGGUGAAGCUUCUCUGGGAUGGAGUGAGGGGCAUCAAACCAAUUAGCUUCAAGUUUUGAAGUGCUUUUCUUUUUUUUUCCUAAAAGGAAUUUAGGUGCACCUCUCACAAUUCAUUUAGGUUUAGGAUAAGGUCAUGCACAGUGCAUAUGUUGACCCUUUUGGGAUGUCUGUUUUCAA